AUGGAGACAGCGUGCCGGUGUCCCCGCACGGCGGCGGCGGCCAAGCCUUCGGACAGCGGCGGUGGCAGCGGAGGCGGCGUGGGGAGUCCUGGUGCGCAGGGUGCUAAGUACCCGGAGCACAGCAACCCGGCCAUCCUGCUCAUGGGCUCAGCUAACGGCGGGCCCGUAGUGAAAACUGACUCGCAGCAACCCCUCGUGUGGCCCGCCUGGGUCUACUGCACGCGCUACUCCGAUCGCCCGUCCUCCGGUCCCCGCACCAGGAAGCUGAAGAAGAAGAAGAAUGAGAAGGAAGACAAGCGGCCGAGGACGGCGUUCACGGCCGAGCAGCUGCAGAGACUCAAGGCGGAGUUCCAGGCGAACCGCUACAUCACCGAGCAGCGGCGGCAGACGCUGGCCCAGGAGCUCAGCCUCAACGAGUCCCAGAUCAAGAUUUGGUUCCAGAACAAGCGCGCCAAGAUCAAGAAAGCCACGGGCAUCAAGAACGGCCUGGCGCUGCACCUCAUGGCGCAGGGACUGUACAACCAUUCAACCACCACGGUCCAGGACAAAGACGAGAGCGAGUAGCCGCCGCCGGCAGAGGCAGCGCGGU
Odocoileus virginianus texanus is the source of this 589-nucleotide messenger RNA. RefSeq names its product engrailed homeobox 1 (gene EN1). Lineage: Eukaryota; Metazoa; Chordata; Mammalia; Artiodactyla; Cervidae. Gene Ontology annotation, biological process: multicellular organism development; neuron differentiation; regulation of transcription by RNA polymerase II. Gene Ontology annotation, molecular function: DNA-binding transcription factor activity, RNA polymerase II-specific; RNA polymerase II cis-regulatory region sequence-specific DNA binding. Gene Ontology annotation, cellular component: nucleus. The record is from RefSeq and is a predicted model, not a curated record.